AGUCGCAGCGGGGAGCAGCAGAGCUCGGCCUCUUUCGCUUGCUAGGCCCGCUCUCAGACCUGUGCGCCCUGCUCGGCCAUGGAACCGAGCCCCGACGCCGAGGAGGCGCGCACGGUGCGGGAGGCGCUGGGCCGCUACGAGGCGGCGCUGGAAGGUGCUGUGCGCGCGCUGCACGAAGACAUGCAGGGGCUGCAGCGCGGCGUUGAGCGGCGCGUGGCCGAGGCAUUGCGCCUGGCAGGCCCCUUGGCGCGCACGGUGACCGAGUUGCAGCGUGACAACCAGCGGCUGCAAGCGCAGCUCGAGCGCCUGACGCGCCAGGUGGAGGCACUGGGCUUGGCAACCGGGCUGUCCCCCGCGGGCGGCACGCCUGGCACGCCCAGCCCUCCGCCCGCCUCCGGCGUCCCGGACCGGGCGCCCCGUCUGGGCACCGCACGCUUCUCCAGCCACGCCACCUUCUCGCUGUCCGGCCGCAGCCAGAGCGUGGAUCAUCACGAUGAAGCCAGCGAGCCGGAGGCGAGAAGGAACUCCAGCUUGGGCAUCGUUGAGAACGGGCACCAGCCUGGGGCAGGUCCAGAUGAUGGGCUCCCCGAGGUCACCCAAACCUCAGCACCAGACACCCCCAAGCCUCGCCCCGCGAGCCUCUCCUUGCGGCUGCCGCACCAGCCGGUCACGGCCAUCACACGAGUGUCUGAGAAAUUCUCUGGGGAGACAUCAGCUGCAGUUCUAUCACCCACGUCUGCUACCUUCCUCAGCCCCAGCCCCAGUGAGGCCACCAUACCCUGGACUCCUAGUCCCAGUGCAGAGAAAAACGUGUCUCUCCCAAGGAACUUCUCGAGCUCUGGCUACGGAGCAGUGAUGGCAGGCAGGGCCAAUGACAGCCCACCUAUGGUGACGCCACCCCAGUCGCCCCCAUCACCACAGCCGCCAGCCCUGACUCAGACCCAUCGCCCGGGGGAGCGUCGCAGGGAGCUGGUGAGGUCUCAGACCCUGCCUCGCACCUCUGGGGCUCAGGCCCGGAAGGCGUUGUUUGAGAAGUGGGAGCAGGAUACCGCUGGCAGGGGGAAGGGCGAGGCCCGGGCGAAGCUGAAGCGGUCACAGAGCUUUGGCGUGGCCAGCGCCAGCAGCAUCAAGCAGAUCCUGCUCGAGUGGUGCCGCAACAAGACCCUCGGCUACCAGCACGUGGACCUGCAGAACUUCUCCUCCAGCUGGAGUGAUGGCAUGGCCUUCUGUGCCCUGGUCCACUCCUUCUUCCCCGACGCCUUCGACUACAGUACCCUGAGCCCCACGCAGCGACAGAAGAACUUCGAAUUGGCCUUCACCAUGGCAGAGAACCUGGCCAACUGUGAGCGCCUCAUCGAGGUGGAGGACAUGAUGGUGAUGGGCCGCAAGCCGGACCCCAUGUGUGUCUUCACUUACGUCCAGUCUCUGUACAACCACCUGCGUCGCUUUGAGUGAAGGCCUCUGGCCUGGAGAGCCAAGCAGCAGCCCCGGGAGGACACCUUGGACCGCCUGGUCCCAGAGUCGGGACCACCCCCGAGAAGACUUGCAUUUUGGUGUGGAGCGCUCUUUGUUCUGUGGUGUGUGACCUGCUGCGUCCUGCAGGACUGUGGCCCUGGUUGAUUGUAAGUGCGCUGAGCAGUUCCCGACAGCGCCCGUCACAGCCAAGGGGUGGACGGAGAGUGAGGCAUUACCAGAGAGAGAGAAACAGAGAGAAACUGGUGCUAAGUAAUUAUCUUCCUUAACAAAAAAACAAAACAAAACAAAAAAAACCAGAAAACAAAACUUGUCUGUAGUUUCCGGAUUGUUCAGUAACAAUCUUCCCUCUGGUGAAUUUGAUGCAUUGGCUUUCCAGGGUUAUGUUGAUCACCGAGUGUUUUUUAUCAAAAUACCCAGAGUUUUUUACUUCCUCACACUAUUGUAGGUUCCUUUCCUCCCUCCCUCUGGGCCACUGCCAGGAAACAGAGAGACUGCUUAAUCAGCAGCUUGACAAGGAAGACUGAAGUCUUGGGAAGAAAGAGUUUAAUCACUCCCAGGUCCUGGGCAGCAGAUGACCUUCAAGUCACCUCGGCCCCUUGGGGAGAUGGGAAGGCGCUUGCCUGGGUCCUGGAGCAAGCCUCCUGCCCUUCCCAGGGGGCCCCACAAGUGUCUGACUAAGAAUAGGUUCUUGGGAAGUUGACACUUUUGGGGCUGGACAGGCCCUUUGUGCUGAGAGCUAGGUUUUAUCCACUUUUUUAGGGGAUUUGCUGCAAAUAUUUAUAAAAAGUAACUCCAUCUGUAUCA
Messenger RNA from Condylura cristata (star-nosed mole), 2280 nucleotides. RefSeq names its product smoothelin-like 2 (gene SMTNL2). Gene Ontology annotation, molecular function: protein phosphatase 1 binding; tropomyosin binding. Lineage: Eukaryota; Metazoa; Chordata; Mammalia; Eulipotyphla; Talpidae. Bases 79 to 1455 code for a protein of 458 amino acids. Gene Ontology annotation, biological process: positive regulation of vasoconstriction; actin cytoskeleton organization. Gene Ontology annotation, cellular component: M band; I band; microtubule organizing center. The record is from RefSeq and is a predicted model, not a curated record. The transcript is spliced from 8 exons.